GUAACAGCACACAACCGACGAACUUCUGAUCCCCAAGUCAGAAUUCUAGAGCCGGGUGACGCUUAUGUUUACACACAAAAGAUGUUGCAGUCUAGUAAACUGGGCCUGAUAGAGGGCAACGAGAUGCAUCCCCCUCGAAUCCUAGAACUACUUGAUCCGAGCAAGACAACCCACCAAAAGAUGUCCUUGGUAGAUGUAGAUCAGUCACUUUUCCAGCCCCACCCCCCCAAGUUAGUCUUCAAGAACUUCACUCCUGCACAGUCUUACAAGUUACCACUGCAGCUGUUCAACAAUGAUAAGAUAUCACGCCAUGUGAGACUGGAGCACCAGGACUCAGCUUAUUUCCAAGUUGAAGGUCCAAAGGAGGCAAAGAGUAAAGUGGCAGCAGGACUGUCAGUGGGCUUCACAGUCUGCUUUACUCCACAGGAGAACAAGGACUACCACCAUGCUCUGUUUUUUGUGACGGAGCGAGAGCAGUUUGAAGUGCCAAUCCAUGCCAUUGGCCCAAGAGCCAGUUUGAACUUCCGUGAUGAGUUGCAUUUACCUGACUGUCUUGUGAAAGGCUCCACACAGAGAACUCAGCUUGUACGCAACGUCGGAGAUCGCGUAGCCAUCUUCAAGUUACUGACACAGAGUCCUUUUUCAGUAACUCCCUCCUCUGGAACUCUUGAUGUUGGCGAAAGCAUGCAAGUCACCGUGGCUUUCAAUCCGAUGACCGCAGGAGACCACCGUCAGGAUCUGUUGCUAUACUAUGAUACUGGUGAAGAUGUGUACAUCAGCCUGCAUGGUUCCUGUGGGGAGCUGAAGCUCAAUUUAAUUCCCGAAAACCUUGAUUUGGAAAAGACCUACAUCUCCUUGUCAAACACACACACGGUGUCCCUCACUAAUAGUAGUGAUACUACUCUUAAGUAUUGCUGGACAACAUGGUCAACCCAACUGGAACAGAACAAGUAUUGCGCUGCACUAGAGCAGCAGCAGCGGCAGCAUGUGGAUUCACAAUUGCUUAUUCCCUGCCAGUCUGACCCCACAGCCAAUCAUCGAACUGGCCUACUCUCUCUCGCAAAAGGAAGCAUAACAGUAGAACCAGCGUUGGGAGAAAUAUGGCCGAAUACCACAGCACGUUUCACUGUUGUUUUCAAGCCGGAUGAAGCCAAACUAUACCAAGAAACCAUAUAUUGUGACAUCACGGGCCAGAAAUCUUGCAUACCUCUGACAGCCAGAGGUGAGGGUUUAGGACCUGUAGUGCAGACCAAGUGUAACCUAAUGGAUAUGAAAAACAUAUUCAUAGGCCACACUGUCUCUUACGAGGUCCAGCUGUCCAACCACGGGCUGAUUGAUGCCCCUUUUGAGUUAUCAAGCCCUAGUACCACUUUUGGUCAAUUUUUCUCCUUCACUCCCACGAAAGGUGUUGUUUUCCCCGGGGCUUGCCAUAUGGUUAAAGUCAGCUUCCACAGUAAUAUUUUGGGAACUUUCGCUGAAGACUUACUGCUAACUGUCACAGGGCAGCCUCGACCACUUACGCUGACCUUCAGGGGCUGUGUCAUAGGUCCCACUUUUCACUUCAGUGUUUCAGAACUCAAUUUUGGCGAUGUAGCAUUUGGUUUCCAACAAACAGAAAUUUGUACCCUCUUUAACACAUCCUUUGUCCCAAUGAACUUUUCCCUGCGUGUUGUGGGAGAUGGAAUGGGGUCUCCCAGUGUGACCAGUGACCAACAAGUGUGUGAGCUGUGUAGGAACAACUGGCAAGGUAGUGCUGCUCACGACCUCGGUGCAAUGCCUGUUGAGUUCACUGUCAGUCCUGAUGUGGGCUUUGUACGGGCCGUGGCGGAUGUCAGCAUCAAGGUGACACUGUGCUCCAACACUGUCAAACAUUAUAGGGUGGCUCUGGUGGUAGAUGUUGAGGGUGUUGGAAAAGAGAUCAUGGCUCUCCCCAUUAAUGCAAGGUGUAUUGUUCCAGAGAUCAUGGUGGAGACUCCAGUCCUAGACUUUCAGAAGUGUUUCCUCAAUCACCCUUAUGAAAAGAAAGUACGCCUAAUGAACCAAAGCUCUCUGCCUGUCUGCUAUGGCAUGCUGGAGCAGGAAUAUGAAGAAAGCCCUUCAAUGAUAUUUGGGAGUUCUUUAUCAAGGGGAGUGAUUCCUCCUCACAGCUCAGCAGACCUUCCUGUGUUUCUUCUGGUGAAGGAUGUUGGAAAGCAGCAUCACACUCUGUACAUUGCUCUGUUUGGCAGUAUCCACCCACCACAGGGGGUUGUCUUGUCAUGCACAGGGCGUGGUCCUAUAGUUCACCUUCAGUGCCAGAUUCAACAACUGGAAUUUGGCAAAAUACCUGUUCUGACAGAUGUUGCCAAAACCCUUCCCCUGUCCAACCAGUCACCUAUUCCAGCAUGCUUCACAGCACGCAUGGGCCAAGGAAAGUCUCCUUGGCGUGUUGAACCCAAUGAAGGGGAAGUGCCACCACAUGGUCAAGUGCAUCUUAAGGUUGUGGCAAAUCUAAAAGAUACACUCUUAUUUCAAGACAAACUUGAGAUUUCCAUCCAAGGCAGUCAAACUCACACUGUUGCCCUGUCUGCUACGGGCACAGGCACCACAAUUGUCAGUGACAAACCCUUAUACCCAAAUCUCGACCUUGGCAUACACUUCAGCCAUGGAUCGUGCGACUUCCAUUUCAAGGUGACUAACUAUGGCCAACGAGUACACCGACUUUACUGGAAGACAGUGUGCUCAUCUGGUCGGACUUUCCUGCCCUCCAUCUCAGCGGCAAAAAAGAGGGAUUCUGUUACAACUGGAUCGUGGGCUUCCCCAACUGAAGACAGACCAGUAUUCAACAUCAGUCCGACACGUAUGGAACUUUUCCCUUGUGGCUCAGUUGACAUGGUGCUGAAAGGAUCUUCAGACUACCCCAAGGUUGUGAGAGAGUAUCUUGUCUGCUGUGGCAUUGUGGGUCAUCAGGGAAUUAAGGAGCAUAUCUUUUCUGUGGAGGUGAUGUGCCAAUUUGUGACCCCUAUGCUCAGCAUGUCCUCCCAGCAGCUGAAUUUCUACAUAGAAAAGCUCCCGGGAGAAGAGCUGACCCAACUGUAUGAGGAGCUGGUUUUAAAGAAUGUGUCAUCUCUUUCUCUAUCCAUGGAGCUCUCUCUUGCUACUCCUUUCUCCCUGUGUGAGGCCCAGGGAGUCCACAGUAAUGCUAACACUAAGAGCAUGACAUUAGUUCAAGGGGAAGAGACUCACUUGUGGAUAUGUUUUGAUCCAACAUGCUUCCAUGGUCAGUUGUCACAAGUCGUGGAUCAGACCCUCAACAUGCACUACAUAGGACACCCACAACAAGACAAGGUGGAACUGCAUGCAGAAGUCCAUUAUCCCAACCUCCAUUUUUCUUCCACAACAGUGGAUUUUGGCAGUGUGCUCAACUCCACAGAAAAUCACCAGGAAGUUACAAUCACUAACUGUUCCCCAUUGCCGGUAUUUUAUCGCUGGGCCUGUUUGGUGGAUCAUACACAAUGUGCCAUCAGGUCUUCCUACCCCUCGACAGCUGCUCUCAGCGAUGAAUGUAUUAUACCAGACCAGGACAUCCCACAAUGCUCCGUGUGUGUGCAAGAGAUCUUUGAUGUCUUACCAAUGCAUGGGCACCUGAAACCCGGUGAGCAGCAGUUGGUAACGUUCAUUUUCCACGGCCAGGACUUCGUUAGGCGAGAGGUGAUCGCACAGUGCCAAGUAGAACAUGGACCAAUAUAUGACAUUAGACUCAGAGGAGAAGCAUCAGAGAUCAGCUUCAGUCUGGACUCAGCCACUGUUGACUUUGGUUUGCAGCGUUUUGAUCAAAUUGGAGAGUCGACUGUAAUUCUAAGGAAUACCGGAAAGGUGGGCUUUAAAUUCAGCACUGAAAAUGUUCAAAAGGAAAAGAUCACUGUGGAUCAGGAGCAGCAGGACACAAUGCUGGAAAUUGAGAAUGAGCAGAACGAGGAGAUCCGACCUGGUCAACCACAGGUCAUCCCCCCUACAGGUUACGUUGAAGCUGGUUCGAAACAUUGUUUGUGUGUGCGCUACCUCCCUGGCAUCCCUGAGAGGUUCACUAAGCAGUUUCAGCUAGUUGUGGCUCACUUACCACCACAGGUCAUCACACUUACAGGCGAGGGAGUGUUCCCAAAGAUCUCCCUAAAUUUGCCCCGAAGCCUGGCUAAGGAAUCCUACAGUGAUGUGGUUGACCAGGCCAGAACAGCUGUCGAAAGGGAGGCUACCAGUGCCGUUCACUAUGAACAGUUGUUAUUUUUGGAAAUUGAGAAAAUACUGGUGACAGAAAAUGCUUUGGCUGUGAGUAAGAGCCUUUUGGAUGUAGGGAACUCCCAAGGUUCUACCAAAAAAUGGAACAAACUCAGCAAGUUUCUCCUCCCAGAAUAUGUUCUGGAUUUUGGUUAUGUUGUUCCGAACCAAGUCCUCAAACACACUGUGAAGAUUACCAAUAAUGGGCCGUUACCUGUGUCCUUCCAUGUCAACUCCAAAGUUAGUGCAGGUUUCAGGGUAGAAUUUGGAAGCAUAAGGAACCUUUCCUGUGGUGAGAAAGAGACUUUCACUGUUGAAUUUGAUCCCCAAAAAAGCAGCCUGUCAUUAGGGAUCAGAAGUGCUCUCAUCCCAAUUCAGGUCAUAGGUGGUCCAUCGCUGCAGGUCCAUCUUUGUGCAGUGGUUACCGUGCCAUCAAUCUCUGUUUCCACAGAAACACUGCAGUUUGACACUGUGCGGUGUGGCUUGUGUAAGAUUCAGACAAUGCAGCUAUUUAAUCAUGAAUCUGUGCCCUGCCAAUGGAGCAUAGUGGAGGAUGUGAAGCCCGUAAAGGUCGAUAAAUUCCUUCCCCUCCAUCAGCGCAGCAAAUACCUACAGCAGCACCGGCCACCACCUGUGAUGUUUGAGAUGACUCCUUCUUCUGGCAUGCUCACCCCCGGUGACCGGGUCAAUGUCCAAGUCAAGUUCAGUCCUACUGAGGGGUGUCUUUACAAGAGGGAUUUAAUAAUUACUGUGACUGAGGGCACCCAGCCGCUGGUCAUCACAGCCCUGGGACAGGGUGAAGACCCCCAACUGAUGUUUUGUCCACCAGAGUUAAUCAUGGGGCCUUGUCUGCCAUUCAGCAUGGAGAUUGAAGCAGAGGUCAUAGUUAAAAACUGUUGCUCUUACCCCAUUGAGUUCUAUUCCCUUGAGUUUGACACACAAUACCUGAAGGAAGAAAAGAUGCUGAAUCUCCUGGAUGGAUAUGACGCAAAUGAUGUACUGCUGCUGCCUCCGAGACAUGCUGGAGAGAGUCUUCCCAUCGAACUUGUGGACUUCUACAAGGAUCACUGCUCUCGGCUAAAAGAUAAAAAUGUAGCUGGUAUGAGUCUGCAAAAACGGAGAGGCGGCAAAAGGGGUGAAAGACGUAGAACUGAACUGAUCAUUGCAGACAUCAUGAAAGCGGAAGCUACUGGGAGUCUGGGACUGCUAGAGAUAAACCCCCUAUCCAGUGCAAUUGCACGCUACAUGAGUGUUGACCUGUCACCCAAAGGUCUAGCUGCUCUGAACUGCAGAGGCAUUGCUAUUAUUAUAUAUGGAGCUCCACUGACAGCUCAAAGCAGCAAAGCGACUGCUCUGGCAAAUCACUACGGCGGGGCAUGUCUCAGUAUGGAUGCUAUGCUCGCUGAUUCACUGAUGCAUGGGACUUCCCUCGUUUGCCUGGCUGGAAGACAACUGUUUAACCGUGCUGCUGCCGAGCACGCUCAGAAGAUGGAAGAGGCUGUUGAGUUAUCUGCAAAUAUUGGAUUAAGAGCGGAUUCUCCCAGUGAAGCUGCAUCUGUAUCUCCAAACUCAGUUCCCACUGAAGCUCAUUCAAAACCUGCUGAUACCAGCAGCAGUGACUUAAAAGCUCAGGAGAAAGGGAGCACACACAGCAGCAUGCCAAUAAAUAAGACAACACUCAGCAAUCUUUUGCCUGAACAACUUCUGGUUGAUAUCCUGGCAGAGAGGUUUCAGUUAGACGACUGCUAUUGUGGCAUCAUAAUUCAUGGUCUUGAUUCAGUCUACACAACAUCAGUGGCAUACUCUCUUCAAGUUGUUCUCAAGGCCCUCAAUAACCGUAAACACAUUUAUGUGAUCAACUUAUCUGACACAUACAGUGCCCUAAAAGCUCGGAUGAAGGCACAAAGAAAAGCUGAAGAUGCCCUGCUGAAGGAAAAAGCAGAACUGGAGGAGGAGUGGCUGCAGAACUUGGAUGAAGAGGAAUAUGAAGCUCUGCCAGAGGAAGAGAAAGAGCGUAUUAAUGAGCGACAGAAGCAAAAGAAACUCAAAGUUCUUGAGCGAAUCAUGAAAAUGCAGAAGGAAAAAAAACAGCAGGAUGAUAUGAAGAAAGUGAAACUCGAUGAGUUAAAAAAGAAGACUAAAAAGGGUGGAGUUAAGGAAGCCAAACAAGUCUCACGGAAAAAGGGUUCUUUGGAGAGUAAGCAGCCAUCUAGUGCAAUGGCAGCUCCUCGAAUACCAUCCUCAAAAGAAUCCCUAGUGGACAAGAAAGAUCAACCUUCAAAUGAUGCAAAGCAAGGCAAAGACGAAAAGAGCAAAGACGAAACCAAUAGAGACAUCCAGUCUGAUUCACCAUCAGAAGUGCCCACGGUAGAUAAAUUGCACAGUAUGUUCAGUGCAUAUGAAAAGAUCCAAACGCAGGUGGAACACAUUCUCCAACACUGGGAUCGUGUUAACUGCUUGUUGCGGGUCCCACUUCCAGGUCAGGAGCCUCCACCAGCCCCAGAAGAGCCCCCAACAGAAAAACAGACUCCUGCGGCAAAGAAGAGCAAAAAAUCCAGUAGCAAGAUCCCAUCUCCAUAUAAUCAGAUGGAGGCAGCCCUCAAAUCAGAAAAGGCAGCUGAGAAACCCAACAUCAUCCCUCAUAUUGUUCUUAAACUCACAGGCAAAGACUAUCCAGAUGUACUCGAAUUGCUCAAAAGAAAAGCCAUGCCUCCACUUAAUGAGGUACUGGAUGAUCUAGGUUUGGGAACGGGCACACUUUCUAUCCCUCCUCCUCUUACCUUCUCAGUGAUUCAUCUACCCAAAAAUAGGGAGCGAGUGAAAAGACAACUGAACUGUAAUUGUUUCACCUUUCUGAGUCGUUCUGCUGGAGAUGAACAAGAUGAGAGAAAAGAGGAAGAUGAUGAAGAUGUACAAUCAAUAAAGGCACCAAAAGGUCGGAGAGCAAGUGCAAAACUGAAUGCUAUGAAAGAUAAGAAGGGGAGAGAGAGUCAGAAGAGUGUGAAACGGCCUGCUGCCCUUCCAAAAGCCAAAGGUUUGGAACAAACCUUAGCUUCUGCACUUGUGUCUUCCACACCUGACAUUGCUGAACAGGAUCCCCACCAUGCAAGUGUGGAGCAAAAACGCAACCAGAGCCUGACAACGUUUCGCUGGGUUGUACCAGCUAAGGGGCAAGUAGUGUUGAAGAUAUGGUUUUACUCUGGCUCCCCUGGGAAUUUUGAACAGAUCUUCAACUUUGAGCUACUUGGCACCCACAAAGUCUACCAACUUCCCUGCAAAGGGACUUGCAUAUUUCCCUCCUUCUGCAAAGACUACAAGGUUCUUUUCCCCUAUUGUCGAGAGGUGCCAAAAUUCACUCAAGGGCUUAAGAGGACUUAUGUUGUUAAUCCUGGAUUCUAUGAAUUUGGACCAUUACUCUGUAGCAAGACCAGAGACAGAUACAAAGAUAAUCGGUUUCCAGAGAACACAGAGAGAAUGGUGAUCAAAAACAUUGCAGGACUAGAGGCUGAGGUUCAGUUCCAUUUCCAAAAUGACACGCAGGCCAUCACAUAUAUGCUAGAUCCUCCCAACAUGACUCUACAACCUGACCAGGAACAGGAGUUGACUGUCUGGGCCUACCCAACAACUCCAGGAGAAAUCAAGGACAACAUUGUGUGUUGUAUCAAGGACAAUCCAGAGGUUUUCACUAUUGCGCUGUCCUGCUUGGGGGUACGACCAGAGCUGGAGCUAGAAAGCAAGCGUCUGAAUUUCAACAGGGUUUUACUUCACAGGCAGGAGAGUCGAAGUGUGAAGCUCCACAACAGGACACCUCUGCCAAUAUCUUGGAGGCUUCAUGGUAUAGAGGAACUCGGUGACGAGUUUAGUGUAUCUCAGGACCACAGUGUCGUCUUACCUAACUCCUCCCUCCUCUUGACUGUGCACUUUUUGGCCAAAAAGCCAUUGAAUAUUAAAAAGCAAUUACGCCUUGAGGUUUCAGAUGCAGAAAAUAUUUUGGGAAUCUUAUACACGGAUAAAAUACAGGUCUCUGCAGAAGCCUUUGAUGUAGCCUUGGACAUCACACCAGAUUGCUGUCUGGACUUUGGAACUAUAAAAGUUUUUGAAGAGGUAGAACGUACCAUCAAACUGAAAAACCAAGGAAAAUAUGAAUUUAUAUACAAGAUUUUAGUUGGGGAAAAAAACCCAAACCUAAUCUCGGCCUUCACGAUGUCCCCCGCAACUGGUACCUUAAUUCCUCGCAAAAAGUACACACCCAUUCAGAUCAUCUGCAAACCCAAGAAAGAAGUCUCAAUCACAGACAAGCCUGUCCUCUCCUGUCAGGUGAUUGAACCCAGCAGUGGGGAUGGAGGACAUAUUGUAGCCAUUUUGCCCAUCAGUGUUUCAGUCCAGUCCGUCUUUUCCAGGUACACAAUCUCACCUUCGUGUGACAUCAACUUUGGUCCUCUUGUUUAUGGCUCCAAGAAAAGUCAAACCUUCACAAUUGAGAACAAUGGAAUAUUUGAGACCCAUUACACCAUCAUCUGUGUGGGCAUUGACAUUUGCCCACGAGCAAGGCAGGGUAAGAAAGCCGCUCGAGAGAGCGUGUCAGAGAAGUCUCAUCCAACCGGGAGCAAAAUGAGGAGCGAGUCCUUCCAUAAAGAUACAAACAUCUCGCAGAAUCGACUCAGCACAGGGGUGUUUGCAGUAUUCCCAUGCACGGGAACAAUGCAGCCCAGGACUCGGCAGGCAGUGACAGUUGAGUGUGUAGCUGAGCAGCUGGGCAGCUGGAGCCAGAAGUUGCUUAUCGAUAUCAGUGGCCGUGACCCCUCAGACCACCCUGAAGGCAUACCAUACAAACUGAUAGCUGAAGUCUGUAGGCCAGGCAUUGUGUUGGACAUGGCCUCUAUCUUUGAGGAGCACCAUAUGUGUCAAAACAGCAGCCAGCUAUCAUCCGAACAAUUUUUCAGUGCUGAACAAGUUUUUAUCCUGGACGAGAACAAGUUUAUUUUCAACAAAAUUAUUGUGGGGCAAACUUCUCAGGCUCGCUUAAAGCUCACCAACAACAGCAAGGUGCCUUACACGCUCAACUUGGCCAUCAGAUAUGUUGGCAUUAAGAUGUCCGGCAAUGUUGAUGUUUUUGAAUUGUCUUCUCCAACUUUGUUCGUUCCUGGCCAAUCCCACGCAUUCACUUCUUUGAGCUUCACACCACAUACCAUGCAUCUCUACAAUGCUGUUUUUGAAGCCACGUUUGAUAAAAGCAGCAGGAUAACAACAAACCUAAAGAGCAAGGUCCUGGAGUUUGACAUAGUUGGUGAAGGCUGUCUGCCAGUUGUUUCAGUGAUACGUCCGGCCAGCAAAUCAAGUCCAGUCUUGCACUUCAGACGGACAUUGGUAGGACGUACUAAUUCCCUACCCUUGGUGCUCCUAAAUGAUGGCAAUGUGCCAGCUCAGGUCCAGAUUGACAUGACGGAUACACACAGUGUGUUAACGCUCAAAGCUGCACCUGGCAACAAAUGUGGCACUAUUCACUUCUCUCAAUUUGAGGACACCCUUGACUCUGAGCUUCGCUUAGUCCACAGUGCGUGCGUGAAACUUGAUCUUAAUGAGAGGGUUGAAUUUGAGGUCACAUUCUCCUCAAACAAACAUCUGAAGGUGGAUGACAAGAUUUCAGUGCAAGUAAAGGGCAGCCAGUAUAGUAAUGCUACAAUUCAAGUAAGUGGAGAGGCUUACCAGCAACUUGUCAGCCUUGACAACAUCAGAAAGCCACCACGGGAGAUGAAUCCAAAUUAUAAUGAGGAAGAUUAUUCUGAUUUGCUCAGUUUUGGUCACUGCCAUGUCGCUUGUCCUGUCAAAGAUAGUUUCACGAUGACAAAUCACAGCAGCAGCAACCAGGUGGUGAGGUUUGAGUGGCCCUCUGAUGAUGCCAAUCUCACCUUUUCACCACAGGUAGGACACCUCCAUGCAGGCUGUUCUAAGGAAGUGACUGUCAUUUUCUGUGCCAAAGCACGAGUGACACUAACGAAACAGACAAUUGCAUGCAAGAUUUGUCAGGUGACAUUCCAGUGGCCAUUGGAUCAGGUUCCUGACUGGGAUGACCAAAAGAAAAUAUUGCAGGCUUCAUGUACACAGCCACAACAAACUGGAAAGAAUAAGAAACACCAUGCAGAGCCGGGUUGCUCUGUGGUCAAAGGCUCAGACUGGGAUUUGCAUUUACGUGUCAGUGUCGUUUGUGACUUUGUAAAGUUCAGCUGCAACACAGAAACUAUCCGAUUCAAAGACACCUUGGCUUACCAAAGCAGCACUCACCAGGUGCAGAUAAUUAAUGAGGGUGCUGUGAGACUGGAAUUUUCAUGGCAAGUCUUGAUAGAUUCAAGCAGCAGUCCAGUCAGCCAAAACCAAGAAGGUGGCAUGUCAUCAAGAGCCUUGACUGAAGAACAGGCUGCCAGCACUCUGACCAGUGAGAGGUCUCUUCUGAUAGGAAAACCCAAUAUGCAUGGUUUUACUGUGGAGCCAAGUAUUGGCACCAUUUUGCCUGGUGCUUUGCAAAAUUUCAACAUUUGCUUUUCACCUUUGGAAGCAGGCCUGUUCCAAGGCAGAUUACAUUGCAGUAUACCUAAUUUACGUGCUGGGACUCAGGGACCCUCUAUCUCGUUUUGUGGUCGCAGCCUAUUGCCCCGUUGCCACUUUGACCUCGAAGACUCUGACUACAUUACUGGGAGCCGACGCAGUCCUGAGUUCAGGACUUAUUUGGAACCUAACAUCAGAGUGAUAGAGUGUAAAACACUUGGCCUCUUUACCGCAGCAAAAAGAUGUUUUACUGUGUUCAACCCAACCACUGAACCAUACUCAUUCGAAUGGAAAUGUGAAGACACUGGUAACAGUCCAUUUAGCUGCCUUACCCCAUGUGGCACCAUUCUGCCUGGAGAGAAGUCAGAGAUGUGCUUUAAAUAUGUAGCUGAGCAGGUGAAAGAUGUGGAGUCAUUCUGGAGCUUUGUGAUUGAGGCGCUGUCUCUUUCUAUGUCCUUCCUUUGUGUGGGCACCAUGAAAGAACCUCUUAUCCACUUUGAUAAAUCCCACAUUGACUUUGGCGAACAACUUAUUGGUAAUAAAGUGUCACAAACAGUGGAUCUCGUGAAUGGAGAGAAGGAACCCUUUCACUUCAGUGUUUUGCAGCCAUCAUUACUCUGUGAUGACCAAGAAUCCAGCCUCAUUUUGCAGCCAAUGUGUGGCACAGUGCCAGCCAAAGAUAGGUUGCCCCUGUCAGUGUCAUUCAGUCCUUGCCGUCAGGGCUACGUGAGCUUCAGAUUAACUCUGAGAGUGAAGAGAAAGUCAAAGCCACUCAUCCUCACUUGUAAGGCACAUUGUUUUACAAUUACUGCUUCUGUUCAAGUGGAAAAUCCAGAUGGAGGUCUCAGAGAGCUCAGUCCUGACAUUUUAGAUACUUUAGACUUUGGAAAGGUGGGCAUUUCAGAGCAAGCUACCUUUAAUAUCCUGGUGACCAAUACAGGGAGGCACAACAUGGAUGUGAAAUUUGAACUGGAAGGGCCAAGUGAGCUGCUUCAACACCUAGUAACAAAACCCAAAAAUUCUACAAUUGCUAUCGGGGAGAAGCUGCAGUCAGCACUCUUCUUUUCUCCUCGGAGCAGUUGCACCCUCAAAGAUGUCAGACUGACUAUCAAGGUAACUAAAGGUCCAUUGUUUACCAUUGCUAUUGAAGGCAGUGGUGUGGCACCUGAACUUGAAUUCUCUUUCAAAAAGUACAACUUUGGCAAGAACUUUGUGUAUUAUCCUGGCAUGGUGCCAGCAUCCCACACUCUUGUGUUAAGAAAUAAAGGCAACAGGGACAUCAGUGUCAAGUGUCUAUCCAGAAAGUGCUCAUUCCUGGAAAUUGGAUUCAAACCAGAUGUUUUGUCCUCCGGUGCUGUGGUUGAGGUUCCUUUCACCUUCUAUCCUCGAGAGCCACGACGUUACCACGAAAACGUAAUCUUCUUAAUAAACAGCUGCAUCAAGGAACAGGUGGACAUUUGGGGACAAGGAAUUGAAAUGAAGUUGGGAGUAUUGGCUCCCAAGCACCAGAAGGUGAAACUUGGAAAUCUGACCCCUGGUGAGAAAGUUAUGAAAAGGGUGCAGCUUGUCAACCGCAGUAUUUUGGACAUUUCCUUCACCUUGCAGCUUGACAGGAAAAAAACACAUAUGGAGACCAAGGAUUUGUCAUUCAGUCCAGUAACCGAGCUAUACCUCAAAGCUCUUCAAGGUUCAUGUAAUGUUGAGAUCCUGUUCACACCCAAUCAGCGUAUUUCUCCCUUUACUGCUGAGCUGCAGGCUGAGAUUGACAGCUAUUUACAUCCGCUACUGGCCAUCCAGGGCUGCUGUCAGGGUGUAGAGGUGCGUCUCGAACAGGACCACCUGGCAUUUGGAGCAGUCGUCCAGCAGUGCCACGCCAAAAAGAAAGUUGUCAUGAUCAAUACAGGAGAACUUUGUGCCCGGUUCCACUGGAAAACUGAACACUUUCCUCCAGAGUUGUCCAUCCAGCCAACUAAAGGCUCUAUCCAGCCAGGAAUGGAGGUUCCUUCAGAAUUGACAUUUUCCCCUGUUCGCUUGAAUAAUGACUCAAGAUAUGAGAAUCUAACUUGCUGCAUUGAGGGCUCCUCUUCACUCAUCACUCUCACUGUGACGGGCUCCUGCAUUGCAGCCGCUUCUAACAAAGAGGUGGUAAAUUUCUCUUGCCCAGUGCGUGGCUCUCACACUCAGACACUGUCUGUGGUCAACCCCACAAAUCAGCGUUGCAGCAUACGACCCGUCAUCAACGGCAAGCAAUGGAGAGCUGCACCAUCUGUGGUUCUUGAGCCUCUUCAAAGCAACACAUAUGAGGUCACCUUCAGACCACUGACUAUGAAUGUUGAUGGAAAGAAACACUUGGGGUCAGUCUUUUUCUCAUUCCCCAAUGGGGCGGGCAUGUUGUACUCGCUACAAGGAACUGCUGAGCCUCCUAAAGCAGAGAACACGAUUGUAAAUGAACUGCCUGCCAAGACCCAUCACACACAGAUACUCCCUGUGACCAACUGGCUCUCAAAGCAGAAACGGUUCCUUGUUAUAAUAGAGUUUCUGAGACCUGAAAAUCCGGAUACUACAGUAUCACUGAAGGGUCGUGAGUACAUUGAUGUCCCUGCUCUGUCUAAGAAGGACUACAAGAUUCAUUUUUACACAUUCAGAGAGGGCCAGUACAAUGCUAAGGUGACAUUUCUAAAUGAGGCGUCGGGGGAGUACUUGUUCUAUAUCAUUAACUUCAAGGUUACCAGUCCGGUAGACUUGUCAACUGUAGAACUGGUGUCAAAUGUCCGUGAAAAGACUUCGGCCACCAUAGAAGUGGAGAACCCCUUGAACACGCCAAUCUGCCUCACUGUUGACUGUAAAUGUCCUGACAUCAGCGCUCCAAGCUUGCACACCGUGCCAGGAAUCUCAAAGGGUGCUCUGACGUUUGACUAUCAGCCCCUCCGUGUCGGCGAGACGACCUCCCGGCUGUCUCUUUUUUGUAGUGAACUCGGUUACUUCCACUAUGGUCUUCUUCUCCGAGCUCUCCCUCAACCACCAGAGAAGACCAUUCGAUUCAGCGCUUCUCUGGGGACAAACCACAGUAUUGCUGUUAAGUUUCUCAACUUCUCCCACUUCAAAACUGAAUACGCUUGCAAGACUGACUGCCCAGCCUUCAUUGUAAACAAGACUGUGGCUGCCUUGCCAGGUAACCAGACAGGGUCUCAAGUCAGUGUGGAGGUUUGUUUCGAGCCUUAUCAGCUUGGAGAGGUGAAAGGCCAGCUCCACUUGUCUUCUGGAAUUGGGGGUGAAUACGUCUUUCUGUUACAUGGGGUAGCCCUCCCUUCCAAAACACAAGGCCCGUUCAACAUUAGGACCGGCCGAAGCAUCUCUAUCCCCUUUAAGAAUGUGUUCCUGCAGACCACAGUCUUUUCUUUUCAGGUGGACAACCCCUGUUUUACAGUCAAAGCAGCUGACACCAUCCUCUCUAAAAAAACGCAACCCAUCCAGAUGUACUUUGUGGCCCCGGAAGGAGGCUCGCCAGGGCCAUGUAUUGGCAAAUUGACCAUCUCCAACCAGUGCACAGAGGGACAAAGUAAAGCCUGCUCUUGGAUUUACUACUUGAGAGGCAACCUGCUAGAGUCAUCCUAGUCCAAAAAUCGAUUGAAUUAGCAAAACAUAUUGAAACAUUGCUUCAUAAUGUUGUGUUUUACUGAACAAGAAUAUAUUUAUUCUCACGUUUAUAACAGUAAACUGUCCCCGAACUCCGGUCGACAUACCGGUACCAGUCCAUGGGACAUUUGGUAAUAGGCCACACAGAGAGAGACUUAAGAAAAAAUAAAUAAAUUGAUAUAUCAGAGUCUGAAAUAAUAAAUAGUUUUAGUCUGUGGAAAGCUUCUUCAGAAAGGUAAAAAGGUCAAAUAAUGAGAAAGAAGAACACACUUUAACAUCCAAGGAAAGGAAAGCUGUAUUUGACAUACUAUCAACAUCCAUCAAGAAGCAACCUCCAUUGGCACUCGCCGUCAUGACUAAUGACCACACGGGGGCACUCGCGUCUUAUGAUUCCACUAAAGACUCCUCUCAAUGACCAAAGGCCCAUUUCAUUAGCUGUAGUUUUGU
Phycodurus eques (leafy seadragon) is the source of this 14880-nucleotide messenger RNA. RefSeq names its product HYDIN axonemal central pair apparatus protein (gene hydin). The record is from RefSeq and is a predicted model, not a curated record. The transcript has 91 exons. Lineage: Eukaryota; Metazoa; Chordata; Actinopteri; Syngnathiformes; Syngnathidae. Bases 82 to 14412 code for a protein of 4776 amino acids. Gene Ontology annotation, biological process: axonemal central apparatus assembly; cilium movement. Gene Ontology annotation, cellular component: axoneme.